AGGAAAUUGCUGGAAAACAAGUUGACGCCUACGUGACUCACUGACUUGACCUGACAGGCAGAGGAAAAAGCAGAGCAGAGAGGAGAACAAAGUCCUGAAACAUUAAUUUCAACUCCGGUUUAAUGGUGUUUGCAGUGACAGUCGUAGAAACAGUCGUCUUUAACUACAUUAUUUCUCACAAUGAAAUGGCAGCUACUUUGAAUAUAUUAUUUUAUGUUGAGCUAUAAAUCUACUGGCAGAGUGAGUUGCGCUGCACCCUAACCUCUGGGAGAGUGAAGAGGCUGCUUUGUUUGUCUCAAUUUUGGAGAGCAGGUGUUAUGGAUCUACAUUAUUUCCUGAGCUGGAAAGUUUCCCUGCUGCUUCUCUUGGUGCCAUGUGGGCUGCAGUGUAUGUCAGUGCACAUCGUCAAUCAGGAGCCUGUGCAUGUGAUACCAGGACAACAACUGUUACUGAAGGCUCGGAUCGAGCAUGGACCCCUGGAAGAAGUCUCCUCUGUGACCUGGGAGUGGGAGGCCGAAACUGGAAUUACCCAGGAGCGAGUGACACUGGCCACGUGCCCGGGCAGGAGCCUCAAGUGUGCGGGCAUCAGGCCAAAUGUCCAUGUGAAUAUCGGGGAGCAGGAGACAACACUUGAGAUUAAUGGGUACAACGCAGCAGACGGCGGCCUGUACACUCUUACUGUGACGGAUCACAGAGGGGCCAAAACCAGUGCACAAUGCAUCGUCAGGGAAUAUGAGGAAGUACACCAUGUCUCCGUCAGCAUCAACGUGUCUCACUCCACGCUGGUUUGUGGCGAGGCCUGGGGCACUGACCCCCACUUCAGUUGGCUCCAUGAGAGAGCGGCCAUCACUAACUCAGUGGGAAGAGUCUCCAAAGAUGGAAUAACAUUGUUGGUGACAAAGACUCCCAUCUGUGGCCAUUUCACCUGCAUGGUCAGCAACAAGCUGGGCCAUAGUUCUGCCACCUACACUGCAGCACCUUGUGAGGCAGAGGGCAGAGGGACAACAGCAGCUGUAGUGUGUCCCAUCCUCCUGCUGCUGGUUGGAGGAGUGCUGGCAUUUGUGCUGUGGAGGCGACACCGGCACAGCAACAGAGGAGAGAGGCUGCACGAACAUUUGGAUGACACCAUCUAAAAAAGGCCAAAGAUACACUUCUGUUUCUCAGAGAGGAGAAAACAGGAAAUGGACUAAACCGCGAGGCUGCGACUUCAUGUCCUGUGAGCAGAAUGACCUUUGGAACAAUGUGACGAGUGAACUGCUUGCUGGCAAAUAAAAAAAAAACAUCUAAAAAUGGAUAUUAAAUGUGUAGUGCCAUCGAUGUCUUGGCACUGCCUCCUGCUGGUCUGUACCUGACACUGUGUAUUUGUUAAAGUGAUAUUUUUAUAUUAUCUUAUGUAUGAGAUGUGAAUUGUUUUGAAAUGUAUCUUCAAAUGCUGCCUUCAUAAUAAAAUCCCUUCACAGAGUGAAACAAAA
Eleginops maclovinus (Patagonian blennie) is the source of this 1472-nucleotide messenger RNA. RefSeq lists its product as uncharacterized. Lineage: Eukaryota; Metazoa; Chordata; Actinopteri; Perciformes; Eleginopidae. The transcript has 6 exons. The record is from RefSeq and is a predicted model, not a curated record. Bases 318 to 1133 code for a protein of 271 amino acids.